UAGCACUUGCCUGGCAGAUCACUCAUUUUGGGGAAUUGUGGGUAUGAUGUGGCAGGCGUCAAUCUCCCUAGGAACUGUGGGAGAAGUUACAAAGAAGUCAUCUGGAAUUGAGAGCCGCCUCGUCCAAGGAGCUUCAAACCAGACCUUUGCUGCAAGGUUGCCUUGGGAAGUUUGGAAAUAUUGCUGUAUCUCCAAGGGCAGUGAUCUAAUCCUUUGACACAGGACGCAGGGCUCAUGAAGCCAGAAAACAUCAGGUCUGAGCAAAAGAGAGGAGAAAAACAAAGCGAAACAACUCUCAACAACAACACACAGAGCUCUGUCUAUUGAAAGAGGACUUGGCAGAGAUCGGUGGUGGCGGAACCACUCCAAGCGGCACGAAGGGACGUGCCCCGGGUGGACAAAUCAUGCUAAUUGUGUGCGAGAAGGAUCUAAAACUAAACCCAAAAUGAAGAGAGAAAGGGAAGUCUUGUCCAGAGUUCUCAGCAUCCCGGGUUUUGUGCACGUCGCUUGCCUUCUUAUACUCUACUAUACAGAGAUGCUUGAAGGAGUCAAUAUCACCAGCCCAGUGCUGCUAAUUCAUGGGACAGUUGGCAAGCCUGCCCUGUUGUCCGUCAGAUACACCAGCACCAGCAGAGAUAAGCCUGUGAUCAAAUGGCAGGUGAAACGUGACAAGGCCGUGACUGUGGUGCAGUCCAUCGGCACUGGGAUCAUUGGUAACCUCCGUCCAGAGUACAAAGAUCGGAUUAAAGUCUUUGAGAAUGGCUCCCUGUUGAUUCAUGAGCUGCAGUUGUCUGAUGAGGGGACGUAUGAAGUGGAGAUCUCCAUCACCGAUGACACUUUUACAGGGGAGAUGAACAUUAACCUUACAGUGGAUGUUCCAGUGUCCAGGCCUCACGUUGCCCUGGCGUCUUCUACUGUUCUGGAACUCAGUGAAUAUUUCACUCUGAACUGCACCCAUGAGAACGGCACCAAGCCCACCUACACCUGGCUGAAGGAUAACAAGCCCCUGAGCAAUGACUCCCGACUGAUCCUUUCGCAUGACCAGAAGGUACUGACUUUCACCAGAGUCCUCAUGGCUGACGAUGACACGUACAGUUGUCUGGUGGAGAAUCCCAUAAGUUAUGGGCGCAGCACCCCUGUAAAACUGACAGUAUACAGAAGGAGUUCCCUCUACAUAAUCCUCUCUACUGGAGGCAUUUUCCUUCUAGUUACAUUAGUGACUGUCUGUGCCUGUUGGAAGCCAUCAAAGAAGAACAAGCGGAAAAUGGAGAAGCAAAGCUCCUUGGAAUAUGUGGAUCAGAACGAAGAACAUUUAAAACAUGACGUUGACAUUGUUCCUCGAAGUGGAGAACACGAGCGCAAAAAUCCAGUGGCUUUGUACAUCCUGAAAGACAAAGACUCUCCAGAAGGUGACGAGGAACCCCGUCCUGAUUCCCCAAAGGCAGCCGAACCCUCUCCUCCCAGCUACUCAAGCUCUCCGCCUCCUCCUGGGAGGUCGCCCGGACUGCCCGUUCGGUCUGUGCGUAGAUACCACCGCUCCCCAGUCCGGUCUCCAGCCAGCUCCAGAACACACAUAUCCCCCACUCGGUCCCCCAACUCACCGGGACGCACCCCAAACACCACGCGUAUGGUGCGGACUGCUGGGGUUCAUAUCGUCCGGGAACAGCAAGGGGAGGGAAGCACAGUGGAAAUCAAUGCAUGAAGGCUGUCUGCAGUCUUUGUACUACUGUGUACAUUUGUGUAUAUAGCAAGGAAGCCUUGCCGUGCCUGUGAAUGUUUCUGGGGGUAGCUUUGGGUUGGCCCUGGGCAUUUUUGCACAUGCAAAUGCAUGUUAUAGGGGAGACUCCUGGGCUCCGCUUGUAGAUAAAGGUGGGCAUCACACAGCAUUCUAUUGGCUGGUUGGACCCGCUUUGCAAGGUUUACUAUAGAUUCAAUGCUCCUACUUCUGUACAUUGUUAAAGGCACUAACCUGCAAUUGUUGUAACAUCCAAGAAGUAGCACACAGGUGUUACUAAAACCUUUCCUUCUGAGAGUGAGGCCCCACUAAUUCCUAUCAAGCCCAGUAUUUUCUGUCCAUCAUGAGUGAGAGAAUGCACCCAGUGGGAAUUCAUCUGUCCCAAAGCUUACAGUGGUCUUCAAGAUUGUCUUCAACAUCAAUAUCUCUUUGAAGAUUUUAAAGGCUGAUUUUAAAGGCUUAUCCACUGGCAUAUCCAGAUUUAUUAAAAAGCCCAUAAAAUCCCAAAUUUUGUUCUGAUACUUUUUGAUUUUAUUUUGGAGAUUAUCAUAGAACAUUUUCUUUAAGCUCAUAAUACAACCAGAUAGUUUUAAAAUCAGCCCACCUGGUCAGUUUGUUUUAACCCAGUAUGACAUUUUUUUUUAAAAAAAGUUAAAAAUAAGUCAAAGGCACUGUGGAGCUUUUUGUCUUUUGCUCUUUAAUGGUAAGGAAAAUGCGGGAAAGUUACAUAUGGAAGAUACCACUUGUUUGGACCCCUGAUAAAAUUCAGUGAAAUGGGCAAGACAAUUGCACAAUAAAUCCAUUAUUUGGAACCUUUGUUUCUCAGUGGCCAGUUACACAACAGUAUCCAGUCUUCUGUUACAGGAAAACAACACUGUAAAAAGUCACAGGGCAACUUAAAGACUAAUAGAUCUGUUUUGGAACAUGUUUUUAUGAAUUUUGAACCUUCUUUGUCAAAUGUAGCCCUUUUUGUCUCUCCUAGCUUCUUGCACAGAUGCUUAAGUAGGAUUCUCAAUUUAAUUUCUCCAUAGCUUGAAAUAACUGCUUUUUUGGUCUACAACUCCAUGCUGGCUGGAGGAUUUUAGCAGCUGUUGUCCAAACCAAUUGUUUUUCCAGCUCUAAAUGUAUUUAGACAAACAUAUACUCUGGCCUAUUUGCAAAGUCAGUGUUGGUGACAGUAGGUGGCAAUGUUGUACAAAGUGAUGCUCAAUGUUAUUCAGCCUCUUAAGAGGCAUCUGCCUUGUAGAAUUAAUACAGUAUGAUACAACUAUAACUUCCAGGGUUCCAUGAAAUGGAAUCCUGGGAGUUGUAGUUUGGUGAAGCAUCAGCAGUCUUUUGGAGAGAAGGUUAAAGGCCUUGUAAAACUAGAACUCCCAUGAGCUACAGAUCCCAGGGAUUCAUAGAAGACAAUAAAUAUCAGAGUUUUUAUGUUUUGAUUUUAGUUGGCAUCAAUAAUAAUAAUAAUAAUAAUAAUAAUAAUUAAAAAAAACACUUUAUUUGUAUUCUGCCCUCUCCCCCCGAGGGUGGAAUACAAAUAAAUGGCAAACAGUCAAUGCCAGAUACAUUCAAAAAUACAAAGUACAGUAACAAACCACUCAAAAAAGAAGCAACAUCUAUAACAAAAUUAUUAUAAAAAUUAAAUAAUGACAUAGCCUACCAAUUAACUUUCAUCGUACAUAAAGACAUUAGGCAUACAUUAUAUAAAACCACACUUAAAGCUCCUUCAAAUAAUUAUUAAAAUAUUAUGUGAAUAUUAUGCGCAUAAUAUUUUAACAAUUAUCAGAUGCAAGGAUGUGUUGUGUGUCAUCUCCCAAACAGUAAACACCAUUAUAUAUCAUAUGGACGAAAACUAAUUAGCAUUGCAUGUCAGCCAUCCAGUACAGCCAAAUACGAAAUACCGAGGCAUACUAUCCAACAAAUAUUGACCACUAGAGCAAAUAAACUGUUGAUAAAUUA
This is a messenger RNA of Anolis carolinensis (green anole), 3691 nucleotides long. It is a transcript of the gene hepacam, whose product is annotated as hepatic and glial cell adhesion molecule. NCBI's taxonomy places the organism in Eukaryota, Metazoa, Chordata, Lepidosauria, Squamata, Anolidae. The record is from RefSeq and is a predicted model, not a curated record. The transcript is spliced from 7 exons. The coding region runs from base 446 to 1702 and encodes 418 amino acids.